This is a messenger RNA of Neocloeon triangulifer, 2946 nucleotides long. RefSeq names its product DNA replication licensing factor MCM4 (gene dpa). The transcript has 14 exons. The record is from RefSeq and is a predicted model, not a curated record. Lineage: Eukaryota; Metazoa; Arthropoda; Insecta; Ephemeroptera; Baetidae. The coding region runs from base 163 to 2829 and encodes 888 amino acids. Gene Ontology annotation, cellular component: nucleus; MCM complex. Gene Ontology annotation, molecular function: ATP binding; single-stranded DNA binding; single-stranded DNA helicase activity. Gene Ontology annotation, biological process: DNA replication; mitotic DNA replication initiation; DNA strand elongation involved in DNA replication.
UGGUAAUGCUGCCCGCCAAAAACCUCGAUCUCCCGCCAACAGCAGGGCAUUGAGGGCAUUUAUUCGCUUUUCUCUGUUCUCUGUCUUUUCGAGUGGCAUUAAAAUUUCAGCAAAAGUUUUCACGCAUAAUCUGAAACUUCAGUUCAAACUUCUUCUGAAGACAUGUCCAGCCCUGCUCCUUCGAGAACUCCGUCCAAAAGGACGACUCGAUCGCAAGCAAACACGCCAAGCCGGGAGAAUGGCCAAGGAUCUGAGAGCGGAACACCAGGAAAGCGACGAGCAACCCCUCAGAAGUCUCCAGCAACCACUCCGCUACGUGUUGGGGCGAGAGGAAAGAAUGCGCGGCCAGAAGGCAUGGGCACCAUCGCCGAGUCUUCGGAGUUUGAUUCUCCGGCUGUGGGAAGCCAGCAGCAACCUAAUAACCCUGUCACCAGCCCUCUUGCUGCGGGUGCGGAACAUAUGGGUCUGAGUGAAAUUGACCUGAGUUCACCUUUGAACUACGGAACGCCUAGCUCCCUUGGAUCAUUGAGAACUCCUAGAACAGGCAUUCAGGACACCCCUGUCCGAGUGAGGGCGGACAUUGGCUCUGAAAGGACUUUACGUCAGAUUGCAAUCCCGUCUGAUCAGCCUACUAGACCUGAAGGAUCAAGCCAAGCUGACAGCCAAGCGGGCCCCAAGAUGGUCAUCUGGGGCACUGACGUAGACGUCAAUGAAUGCAAAAAGACAUUCCGCCGCUUCAUCGAAAACUUUGUUGAUCCAAACCUUGAGCCUGACGAGGCCAAUUUGGCCAUUACUGACGUCAAUGAACCCAUUUACAUGCAAAAGCUCAAGGAGGUGCUUGCCCUGGAAGACCCCUAUUUUAAUGUCAACUGCGAACACCUGAAACAACACAGCCCCAGGUUGUAUGCCCAGCUUGUUCGGUACCCUCAAGAAGUAAUUCCUAUUCUGGACAUGGCCAUCAACGAGCUUUUCUUUGAAAAACAUCCGGUAGCAGUUUUGGAGCACCAGAUUCAGAUCCGACCCUUUAACUCUGACGUGACAGUGAGCAUGAGGAAUCUGAACCCUGAGGACAUCGAUCAGCUCAUCACUCUUUGCGGUAUGGUCAUCAGAACUUCAGACAUCAUUCCUGAAAUGCGCGAGGCAUUCUUCAAAUGUAUUGUGUGCGGAAGCACCACUGAGGUCGAAGUUGACCGUGGCCGUAUCGCCGAACCCACCCUCUGCGCUAACUGCAACACCAAUCACUGCUUCACUCUAGUGCACAACCGCUCGCACUUUUGUGACAAGCAGCUGGUCAAGCUCCAAGAGUCACCUGAUGAUAUGCCUGCUGCUCAGACACCGCAAACAGUCCUGCUCUACUGUCACAACGACCUUGUUGAUCAGGUCCAGCCUGGUGACCGUGUCACUGUAACCGGCAUCUACAGAGCUAUUCCGUCCGUCAUUAAUCCGCACAUGCGGAAUGUGCGUUCAGUUUACAGGACUCACAUUGACGUUGUUCAUUUCCGGAAGUCGAGCACUAAGAGGCUCUAUGAGAAUGUCGAAGGCAAAGAUCACCAGUUCUCUGACGAACGAAUUGCUCAGCUCAGGGAGCUUUCUCAAAAGGAUGAUAUCUAUGAGCGCAUGGCUCAUGCCUUGGCUCCCAAUAUUUACGAAAAUGAGGACAUCAAGAAGGGAAUUCUUUUGCAACUAUUCGGCGGCACCAAAAAGGAUUUCAACACUCAAGGCAGAUGUAAUUUCAGGUCAGACAUUCAUAUUUUGCUUUGUGGUGAUCCUGGCACAAGCAAGUCUCAGCUCUUGCAGUAUGUGUUCCAUUUGGUGCCAAGGAGUCAGUUUACCUCUGGCAAAGGAUCUUCCGCUGUUGGUCUUUCCGCUUAUGUCACCAGAGACCCAGAAACUCGGCAGCUUGUUUUGCAAACAGGCGCCUUGGUUUUGGCAGACAAUGGUAUUUGCUGCAUUGACGAGUUUGACAAAAUGAAUGAGUCGACUCGAAGCAUGCUACACGAGGUGAUGGAGCAGCAAACCCUGAGUAUCACCAAAGCUGGAAUUAUUUGCCAGCUGAAUGCCAGAACAUCCAUUCUGGCUGCUGCAAACCCUCUGGAAUCGCAGUGGAGCAAGAACAAAACCAUCAUCGACAAUAUCAACCUGCCACAUACUCUGUUGUCCAGAUUUGAUUUGAUCUUCCUGCUGCUGGACCCGCAAGACGAGCUGUACGACAGGCGCCUUGCAAAGCAUUUGGUUGGAAUGUACCAGAGCACCCCUGAAGAAGACGAGCAGGAGUUCAUGAAUAUGCUCCUGAUGAGGGACUACAUUGCUUACGCCAGAGAGCACAUCCGACCAAAAUUAACUGAAGAGGCGAGCAACAGACUGAUCGAGAUGUACAUCACUAUGAGACAGGCUGGAAGUGCCCGCGGACAAAUUUCUGCUUUCCCUCGGCAACUCGAGUCCCUCGUUCGCCUUGCGGAAGCACAUGCCAAAAUGAGGUUCAGUCAGCAUGUUGAACUUGUUGAUGCUGAAGAGGCUUGGAGGUUGCACCGAGAAGCCCUGAAACAGUCCGCAACUGACCCUCUUUCUGGCCGAAUUGACGUUAGUAUUCUGACGACAGGCAUGAGCUCAGCCAGCAGGAAGCACAGAGAGAAACUCAUGAAAGAGCUGAAAAACCUCAUCGAGAACCAGUCCAAGGGAACCACUCUCAACUUCAAACGGUGCCUCACAGAAUUGCGUGAAAAGGCUGACUUGAUGAUUACCACGGAAAUGCUCGAGGAUGCAUUGAGCGCCUUGCAAAAUGAAGGAGCUGUUAAUUUGAUCAGCAGGUCAUCGUUCAGGAUUUGUUAACCAAAAAAGUAUUUGAUCAAGAAAAAUAAUAAUUUCAGAUAGAUUUAACUUGUAAAUUAGUCUAUUUUAAUGUAUUUCAUAUAAAUUUUUUUUAUUUAAAUAAUAUAAAAUGUUUCA